GCGGGGACGCCGCUCGGCUGCACCAGCGCCGCCGCCGCGGAAGAAGCGGAGGAGCUGUGCAGCUGUGGCCUGCAGGCCUCCCGCUCUCGUCGCCUCCGGAGGCUGAGGCCUGCUCGCGGCCCGCUCUGAGGCUCCGGAUGCAGGCAGCGGCUCGCUCCGGGGCCUCGGCCGCGCCGUGUGAGCACGGUCGGGGCUGCCCGACUUCCUCGGCUGGCGGGAGGCAAGAAGGGGAACGGGCCAGCGGUAACGCGAUCUGCGGCGGCUUCGCAAUGGCUUCAGGAACAGCACUGAUUUACGAUGAGAAAAUGACCACUCAUAAACUGCUUUGGAGUGAUCCUGUGUGUGAUAUUGAAGUUCCAGAAAGACUGUCAUCCUCCUAUGAGCAGCUUAAAUGUUAUCAUCUUGUGGAAAGAUGUGUCCAUGUGCCUGCCAGAGAAGGAAGUGAGGAAGAGAUCCUGCUGGUUCACAGUUCAGAACACUUGGAAGUGGCUAAAAGCACCCAGACAAUGAAUGAAGAGGAACUGAAAAGAGUCUCUGGAAAUUAUGACGCUUUUUUCUUUCAUCCGAACACUUACCACUGUGCCAGGCUAGCAGUAGGAGCAGCUUUGCAGCUGGUGGAUGCUGUGAUGUCAGGAAAAGUGUGCAAUGGAAUGGCAUUAGUGAGACCUCCAGGUCACCACAGCCAGAGAAAUGCAGCUAAUGGGUUCUGUUUGUUCAACAAUGUUGCUAUUGCAGCAGAAUAUGCCAAACUGAAAUAUGGUCUACAAAGAAUCCUAAUCGUUGACUGGGAUGUGCACCAUGGGCAAGGAACUCAAUACAUUUUUGAAGAAGAUCCAAGUGUUUUGUAUUUUUCCUGGCAUCGCUAUGAACAUCAGGAAUUCUGGCCAUCACUCAAAGAAUCUGAUUAUGAUGCUGUGGGUCUGGGAAAAGGAAAAGGUUUUAACAUAAAUUUGCCUUGGAAUAAGAUUGGGAUGGAAAAUUCAGAUUAUCUUGCUGCGUUUUUCCAUGUACUGCUUCCAGUGGCUUUUGAGUUUGAUCCCCAGCUGGUCCUAGUCUCCUCUGGAUAUGAUUCUGGAAUUGGAGACCCUGAAGGUCAGAUGAAUGCCACUCCUGAGGUUUUUGCCCACCUUACCCAAUUCCUGAAGCAGUUGGCUAACGGAAAGCUGUGCAUCAUCCUAGAGGGUGGAUACCACUUAAAGUCGUUGUCUGAAUCAGUCUGCAUGACUGUAAAAACUUUGCUUGGAGAUCCUAUACCUCAAAUAACCGGAGAAAUGGCACCUUGCCUAAGUGCUGUUGAAUCUAUUCAAAAUGUGAGAGCAGCACAUAAACCCUACUGGAAAUGGUUGAUGUAUGAAGAUACAUCAUUUUUACAAAACUUGAGUACCAAAUCGCACUCACUGAAGACGGCUAGUCCAAGGCCCUCCACAGAGCAUGACUCUAAGAUAACUAACAUCAAUGAAACUGACGAAAUAGAAAAGUUUUUGGAAAUGCACAUGACAAAUGUUCUAUUUCCAGUGCCUCCUAUCAAAACAGCAACAACUGACUCUAAAGGUUCAGCAUAUUUACUCCCUGUUCACUUGGUGAAAGAAAUAGACAAAACUGAAGUGAAAGUUCUUGUCAGUGCCUUUUAUGCAGACCUUGUGAAAGAGGAUGAAACUUUGCUCUCUCUUGGCAGUAUGUUGGCAGUCUUAGAUAAAAUACUUAAAAAGGAGCAUGCAUUUUUCUGGUGCAGUUUGCCUACUGGCACACUGAAUGUAUCCAAUCUGCAGAUGAACAAAAGAACCAGUGAAGAUGACCUUCCCCUGCAAAAACUAUUUUUACAGUUGUCUUAUAGCACACAGCCACAGGUAUGCAAUGGGAUUACAGAAUCACCCACAGCUGCUGUUGCUGUUGCACUAAGACAUUCUAUUAAUUUUGGACUUCAAAGAGUGCUUUGUGUAUUUGUUGGAGAUAUGCAAAUAGUACCAAACACAGAAGAUGGAAAAAUACUAAUUAUACAUAUUUGUGAGAAAAAACAGGAUGGAAAAAACAACUCCAAAUACUAUAUUUCUUUAAACUGGAAAGAGGAUGCUGAAGGAAAUGACUUCUUUUCUGCGGUACUUGGAUUCAUUCUUCCUGUAGCAUAUAGUUACCAGCCUAACUUGACAGUAAUAGCUGUUGGACCAAAGAGGAGCCUCGGAGUACAUGGGAUUUCUCUACUUUUUGCUUUACUACAAGGAUUAGCUGAGUCUCGAAUUUUUGCAUUAAUUGAAGACUCAGAGAUAAAUUUAAUGCAAAGUGUAGCCAAAAUACUAGCUGGUGCUUCCUCACCUCAUUUUGGAGUUUAUGUACCUCCUACCCAAGAGAAAGUAAAUGAAAUAAAAAUAUUAAGAGACCAGUUUCAGAAGGAAUGGAAAAUGCUUCAGUGCUCAGUGAAGGAUGGGAUUUCAAGACACUGAAUUCACUUCAGAAUCAUUUUACACAGCAGAAGAAAAAGAGAAUGUGUUGCUGUUCAUGUUGUCUUUUAAGUCAUCAGGAAAAGAGGUGGUGAAUCCUGUAAAUAUAAUAAGCACCAUUUACAAUUGUUUCUUGUUUUGUAAAUACUUAAACUUUGUAUUUUCAGCUAGAGAAUUGUGCUUCCAAAUCUUAUAUUGGCAUUAAUUAUGCCAGACUGAAACCUGAAAACAAUUCCUAUACCUCAUUACUGCAAACUGGAGCCUGGGGCAUUGUAAAAUCAGGUAUAUGCACUUGACUACAUCAAUGUUAAAGAAUCCCAAAAGUCAGGUAUCAGAGCAAUCAUAAUAGUCAAAAACAUUUUAAUACUCAAUGUAAUACCAGGGUGCUUGUACUGCCGCCACCACCCCUCCUUCUUUGAGAUUUUAAGCUUAAGAGAUUGUUCAGAUUAAUUUAAUUUCACAAUCAGAUUUAAAGGAUUCACUUGAUGUGGUCUGUCACUUUAUUUUUUCUAAUGAGUUAACUGUCAAUUGCAAGAAGAAACGAAAGCAACUGAACAGCAAUAGUGUAUGCAUUUCCUGCAUCACACCUGUGCUUUCAUUUCCUCAACAUGAGAGAGGAAAAAACAAAACAAACUAACAGUUGCAUAUGUAAAAUUACAAAUAAGGAGUAAAGCAGUGUAAAGUUGAUUUAACCAUGCCCUCAUUUCAGAUGUAAAUUUUCUAUAUAACAUAUAAAAAACCCUAAACCCCAGAGACUUGGUAGUAGCCUAAGGCUAAAAUCAUGGGAAUUCUCUUAAAUACCCCAAGGCAGUGCAGUACCCAUAAGAGUGUGCCUUGUUUCACAGCAUUCCACGAUUUCAAGAGCACAUUUCUGUGGUUUUCACUUCAGUACUGUGACCUUGUGAUUUCAAGCACUUUCUAGUGGUGUUGCUGCUGGAUCAACUUUACAUGAUUUGAAUAUUCAAUCUGUCUUCAUAGGUCUCUUUGUAACUGUUCCCUGUGCUUCUCAUACUGGUUUUUAAUUAUUGCUGGAUGGAAAAUGAUAUUCAAGGAUUUUUAGGUUUGGGGUUUUUUUGACAAUUCAGCAUUUUUAAUGAAAACGGUUUUUCUCAGAAUUGUUGUGGUUUGAAUGUAUUUUUGUAAGAGCUUCAUCAAAAGUAUUAAAACAGUGAUUAAGAAAACGCCUAGUCAUUAAAAUUAGUUUGAAGUUAUUGGCAGCAAACUGA
Pogoniulus pusillus (Red-fronted tinkerbird) is the source of this 3661-nucleotide messenger RNA. RefSeq names its product histone deacetylase 10 (gene HDAC10). The transcript is spliced from 22 exons. Gene Ontology annotation, molecular function: deacetylase activity. Gene Ontology annotation, biological process: negative regulation of transcription by RNA polymerase II. NCBI's taxonomy places the organism in Eukaryota, Metazoa, Chordata, Aves, Piciformes, Lybiidae. Bases 138 to 2438 code for a protein of 766 amino acids. The record is from RefSeq and is a predicted model, not a curated record.